This is a messenger RNA of Phytophthora sojae, 1251 nucleotides long. RefSeq lists its product as hypothetical. The record is from RefSeq and is a predicted model, not a curated record. Lineage: Eukaryota; Oomycota; Peronosporomycetes; Peronosporales; Peronosporaceae. The transcript has a single exon. The annotation marks the transcript as partial.
AUGUGCAACUUCAUCAGAGCCAACGGAGAACAGUGCAAGCUUGCUCGCAACAAAGAUCGAUGCGGGAAACAUCAGAUUAUUGCGGAUGAACAAAAUAAUCUUGAGAUCAGUAUAGUAGAAGAAAUGUCGCCACGAGUAAGUACUCCAGCUAAUACCGAAGUUGUUGAUACGCCAGCGCCAUCGGAGAUCAAGCCCGCCGAGGUCUCGAACGUCAAAGCAAGCAAAGUUCCAGAAUUGGAUGAGUCGAUUGUCGAACCGGUGAUCGCGGAAGGCGUGGUAUAUGAGGAGGAUCAAAGUUCGGAUUUGGAAAUAAAUAAUUCGACUCAAUUAUGGGAAGAAUGUUACUUAAAUAUUGAUUUUGCUAAUGAAAUUGUUACGUUUUCUGAAUUAGUCGAUGCUUGGUGCUCCGAUGCAACUGAUAUCGACUAUGUUCGCCUCAAAUCACCAGACCUCACGUUAGUCACCAAAGGUUACCCGACACGAUUAGUACUAUUAGACCGCAAAGGAGAGCCAGUCAAAGGACGUAAGCGUUUUUACUUCAGAUCGGAUCAAGACAAAGAAACCUUCGUGAGUCUGUAUGAAAAGCUCAAUCUAGUUGAUUAUUGUUUGCAAAAUGCCCUUUAUGACUGUCGUCUAUACAAACUAUGCUGUAUGAUGAAGCGAUCGUGGUUCAGUGAUAAUAACAAUACUUGGAACUUGGCUGGUAUGCUAUAUCGCAAGCAACACGUCGAUCUUCGGUUGAUGCGGAAGACGUAUCUGUGCAGUCUGAAGACAAUGACGGAUCGCUUUGAUGAAACUGCGGCGUUGAAAGUAUUCAAUGAUUGGGAAACAUCCAAAUAUCAUCCGAAGCUAUCUGAGUCUCAAAUCAAAUCCAUUGCUGGUGGAACUGAUCCAGAAGGAUACAAGCAAUGGAAAGCAGAGUAUGAGCCAAAGGAACUCAAAGAAAAGAAAGGCAAAGACGAAGACAAAACAAAACAAGAUGACUUGACUGUUCCUUAUUAUCCUAAGUUUAAUAUCUACUACGAAAAGGGAGAAUUGCCGCCAAUCUUCGAUUGUAAGAACGCAGAGACAUAUCUUGAUGUUAUCAGUCUGAAGAAAGAAGUCAUCACAAUGGAAAGACUCUACAAGUUUAUCAAAAACAACAUUGCUUACAUUUUGCAAGGGGGGAAUGGAUACUACUUGACUAAGAAUCGAGAUGCUUUCGGAGAUAUCGAUUACAUAGUUAUCCCCCGUAUCAAUCAAUUCGAUAUG